GGAUCGCCUCCGUUUCGCGCACCCUCUGCUUCGGCCCGACACGCAGUCGCAACUCCAUCGCCACAACGGCCGCGCGACCGUCGUGAUAUCCUCCACACGAUUCGGAGGGUUCCACCCGCCCACCGCCAUGUCCGAACAGGACUUCUCGGCCACCAACGCGGGCACCAGCCGGCAGACGGCCCCCGGCAAGCACCGGGGGCCUCGCUUUACCUGGAACUCAGAGUUUGAGGCCACCUUCUUCCGCUCUCUCUGCGAGUCUGUCUCCCUCGGCCUACGCGAUGGCAGCACCUUCAAGCCGGAGGCCUGGGAGCGCGCCGUGCAGGCUCUCAUCGACAAGCACAACGCCUACGCCAACAAGGGUCACCUCAUCAACAAGACCGACAACGCCCGCAAAAAAUACCGCCUCUGGCGCGGCCUGCGCGAGGACCCAGAAUUCUAUUACAAUGCCCAGACGCGGAUGGUAACGGCGACCGACGAGGCUUGGGCAAGGCAUCUUCAGAAAGAACCGCUCGCCCGCUCCCUACGCGCCCGUCCGUUUGAGCAUGAAGAGUACUAUGAAAUAUUGUUUCCCGAUGUUAUCGGGUCUGGCGGCGCGCCGAAACGGCUCACAAAACCCCGGCGAAAGGCUGCUGCAGAGAAUACCAAUAAUACGACAGAAGAGCCCCCCGAUACGUCAGGGACGGGCAUUAUGGACCUGCUUUCAGAUGCGGCGUACAUCAACCCGAACCAGACGCACAUGCCUCCAGCACUGCCGCCGGCGAUGCCAGCCCCGAUGACGCACCAUCAGCCUCCACAACAGCAGCAGCAACAACAACAGCAGCAGCAGCAGCAGCACCGAGCGCCGACAAACACGAUGCCGCCCCCUCCGCCACGGUCCUCCGUCUCGUCUGCCUCAGCACUAACGCCGCCCGAAGAGACCGGAUUGCAGACUCGCAAACGCCUGCAGGCCCCAGAUAACAAUUCUGCCUCGACAGGACAACAACCCGAUAAGCGACGCCGCACCGGCGCUCCAGGGUAUCUCGACCUAACCCAGCAGCAACGACAGCAGCAACAACAUCAACAGCAGCAACAGCAACAGCAGCAACAGCAACAACAGCAGCACCAACAUCAUCAGCAACACCAGACGCAAAAUGCAUCUACAGUCACGGCCCUCGCCGAAACCCUACAGCUCCUCUCCGAAGCACUCCGCAACAGCGUCGGCGUCGGCUCGACGCGCGGCGGCAAGUGGCAGGAACAGGCCAUGGACAUCUUCUUCCGCGACUUUGUCGGCGAGGACAUGGACCUGCAGCUCAAGAUUGCCGAGAAGGUGCUGACGGACGAGAACAAGGCGAUGGUGUUUUGCAAGAUGCCAGACGCGGUGCGGCGGCACUGGGUUAAGCGGUUGAGGGAAGUGCACAAUAGGAUCGCCUAGCUCUCCGCCGGUCGCUCUGGCUUGGCUUCAGCGUGACCGUUCGGGAAAAGUAAGGAUUGGAAGGCGCUCCAGGUCGGGUCCGAAUUAAAUUGAUGACGGGGCAGGCGGGUGUAGCGGG
Messenger RNA from Thermothelomyces thermophilus ATCC 42464, 1529 nucleotides. RefSeq lists its product as uncharacterized. NCBI's taxonomy places the organism in Eukaryota, Fungi, Ascomycota, Sordariomycetes, Sordariales, Chaetomiaceae. Bases 128 to 1411 code for a protein of 427 amino acids. The record is from RefSeq and is a predicted model, not a curated record. The transcript has 3 exons.